Messenger RNA from Dichomitus squalens LYAD-421 SS1, 2050 nucleotides. RefSeq lists its product as uncharacterized. Bases 346 to 1956 code for a protein of 536 amino acids. Gene Ontology annotation, biological process: intracellular iron ion homeostasis. The transcript has 6 exons. The record is from RefSeq and is a predicted model, not a curated record. Lineage: Eukaryota; Fungi; Basidiomycota; Agaricomycetes; Polyporales; Polyporaceae.
CACAGAAGACCCUUCUUGCCCAGACAGCCCUCAGUCGCCGUAGAGACUCUCUCUAGGCAUGCCGCGUCCUACAGAUCAUCUCGUCCUCCCACGAUUUAUCGGUUUAACCAACCGAACUUCUAGGACGUGCUCGGUCGGACUCCACUACCGGGCUACCUGCAAUCGUCACGCCAGCGGGCAGGAAAGCAACAUGGUUGUGUCAGCCGCGGGAAGAACGCACGCGUGCCUCUCUCCUUUUCCGGCCUCUCUUUAAAAGGUUCGACGGCAAUGCACGCGAUGAACCCACCGACUAAACUGCCUUCCCCAUCCCCACCAACUAUAUUCGCAUCUUGGAUCCGGUCUUCUAUGAUGUCCUCUUCAACAGCCUCCGCCACCACGUACGACGUGAUCGGCCUGGGAUUCGGUCCCGCUAACCUCGCCAUAGCUGGUGCUAUCGUCGAAAAGUGGGCAGAUCCUGGUUUUGCAACGAGCCAUGCGCCUCUUCAGCAGGUUCUAUUUAUUGAGAAGCAGCGAGAAUUCCGAUGGCAUCCCGGUAUGCUGCUCCCUAACUCCCGGAUGCAGAUCAGUUUCCUCAAGGAUCUUGCGACGCUCCGCUCACCCCAGUCGCCCAUAACAUUUCUCGCCUACCUUCAUUCCCAGGAUAGGCUACUCAGCUUCAUCAACCGGGGUAGCUUCACACCGACUCGCAAGGAAUUCGCCGACUACCUGACUUGGGCGGCCGAGUAUGUCCAGACUCGCGGCAUCCAAGUGCGGUAUGGUGAAGAAGUUGUCGGCAUCGCUCGCUGCUCGGACGGCACGGUAGAAGUCCGCAGUUGCAACGUGGAAACAGGGGGGGAACUUACCAGACGGGCCAGAAGUAUUAUUCUCUCUCCAGGUGGAUCGCCGAAGCUCCCGCCAGCCUUGUCCGUCCUGUGGCCGCAUCCUCGGAUUGUUCACACAUCUUCAUACAUUUCCUCUGCAGACGGUUUCUUCUCCACCCUACCCCGCACUUCUGAGCCACUGCGCAUCGCUGUAAUCGGUGCCGGUCAGUCGUCAACUGAGAUUAUUCUCGAUCUACACAGUCGUCUCAACGCGGUGCCUAUUUCGGGCGGAAGGAAGCAUGAGCUGGACAUGAUCUUUCGGAAGGGCUCGCUGAAGCCCAGCGAUGAUAGCCCUUUCUCCAACGAGAUAUUUGAUCCGUCAUCUACCGACCUAAUGUUUGGCCUCCCUACCCAGAGAGAUCGCCAGCAGUUACUGCAUGAGUACAGUGCCACGAACUAUAGCGUCGUCAACAUCCGAACCAUCGACGCCUUGUACGAAGUCUUGUACCACCAACGGGUGCUCGAUGGCAUCAAAGCGCGGACCGGUCAGGACGAGGAGACGAACCGGACGCGCAUCACGCUCCACCCUUACACCUCCAUCUUCUCCGCAGACACCGUCCCUCCCUCUCGUGACGCUCCCGGACACGGGGAAGCGGUCCGCCUGACCAUGCACGGCGUGCUCAACCGCGCCGUCACGCAUAAGACGUACGACGCCGUGUUCUGCGGGACGGGGUACGACCGGGACGCGUGGAUGCGGCUCCUCGCGUCGUCGAAUCUCGCCGAGGGCUUCGGUAUCAAGUCGUCCGCGGUGCAGCUCGUCACGGAGGCGGAGACGCUCCCUCAGUCCUUCCCGCCUCUCUUCACCGAUCUUCCCGAAAUCACGUCCCGCAUGGCGGUGUCUUCUGCCAGCGACGGCUCCUCCACGCCCCCGACUCCUGACACCCCUCAGUCGGAGCAUAGCAAGCUCGGCGGGGAGACGCGUCCUUCGAAAGUCCGUAUCUCGCGGACGUACCGUCUGCUCUCGGACAAGAAUCCCGAUGGGCCGCGAAUCUACUUGCAGGGCUGCACGCAGUCCACGCACGGUCUGAGCGAAUCUUUGCUCAGUAUCCUCGGCGUCCGUGCCGGGAUGGUAGUGGACGAGCUUUGCGGCGCAUAGAGCAACGUGGAUCGUAUGUAUCAUGCGAGUAGUAUAUUUGUUAUAGUAUCCGUAUAUACAAGCUUUCAUCUCACUCAAAAGGAAGCACCGUGAA